This is a messenger RNA of Phycodurus eques (leafy seadragon), 1558 nucleotides long. RefSeq names its product HAUS augmin like complex subunit 2 (gene haus2). Gene Ontology annotation, cellular component: mitotic spindle microtubule; centrosome; HAUS complex. Gene Ontology annotation, biological process: centrosome cycle; microtubule nucleation; spindle assembly. NCBI's taxonomy places the organism in Eukaryota, Metazoa, Chordata, Actinopteri, Syngnathiformes, Syngnathidae. The coding region runs from base 100 to 717 and encodes 205 amino acids. The transcript has 7 exons. The record is from RefSeq and is a predicted model, not a curated record.
UCAAGCCGCCGGGCGCGCUCGUAUUUCGACAAAUGGUCGCCAGGUUUUCAAGUUGUAACUCUUCUUAACUCUUCAGGCAAACCAACUGUUGUUUUCACGAUGCCUCAGUGGACCACGUCUCCCUUCCUCGUGACGUCAUCGGCCAGGCUGGUGUCCGCAUUAGUGUCCAGUGGGGGAGUGUCUCAGGAGGAACUGGAACACGCGUCCUCAUCCCGGCGACCCGUCUUUUCCUCUCGCCUGCAUGAAGCCGAGCAGCGACUCAGAAUGCGGGAGGAACUGCAGCGGCUGCAACUGGAGGCGGCGCUACUGGAAGAGGAGAAGAAAAGCGCCGACGUCACGCACGCGGUUCACCUCUCCACUAGGCUGCAGGCGCUGCAGACCUUCAGCGCUCACCUGCAGGACGUCCUGAAGGACCGCAAUCUUCUGGCCCGCCGACUCGCCAGGCCGCCGGGCCGCACCGACCUGCCCGUCCCGGCCCACCUGCGUCGGUUCGUGGUGGAAGUGGUCCACGGGGUGAUGGACUUCGUGGAGACUUUGGACGAGAAGAGAAGCGCCGCCCGCAGACGCGCCGGCGCCGCAGAAGACGACCUGGAACAGCUGAACGCGUGCGUCGCCGAGCUCUCGGCGCAGGCCUCCGAAGCGGAGACGUCGGCCAAUCAGCUUCUUCGAUGGAAGGACGCACGGAGCGGCCUGCUGAGCGACGGCUCGUCCUCGUGACCUCACCGGCCGCCGGCCCUUUUCUCUCCUUUUUCUUCUUGUCGUCGAUUGCGUUUUUGAAAUGCAUUUGGGUGAUUUUCAUCCCAAUUUGAUGAAUAACGGUGAAGACAUUCCCCACGGAAUUUCAUUUUGCUAAGCAAGUCGUUUGAUUGAUACGAACGAGUAGUGUUUGAGGUAUUGGCGGUUGUUUUUCAAAAGGUAAUAAUGACUUAGUAAGUUUGAAAGUAAUAUGUUUUGCGCAUUGAACGGCAAAAUGAAGUUUCAUGAUUUGCAACGUGCUUUCUGAAGGUACUAAUCGCAUUAUUUUGUUUUUAGUUUUUUUCUCCAAUUGCUUAAUCAAAUGCAUCUUUGUGCUGAAAGAGUUUUUUCUUUUUUUUUUUGGAGCGCUUCUUUUAUACAUGUCAAUCAAGCCGUCUUGAGCGUUAAAGCCACUGGAGAGAGCCUCACGAUGAUAAUUGCGAUACACCAGAGGGUGAUGUGAUGUGGCCGCCAUUUUGCAUUCACACAAUAGCAGACCGCAAAAUAAAUGUUGUUAUUUCUGCCAUAUGAAUUUGUGAAAGUGUAGCUACUGUUGUGUCUACCGUUAUUGUGAUUGUAUAAAGACAACAGUGCGAUCGGGAUCAUUGAUGCGUAGAUUUGAAGGGCAAUGCAUGUAAAUUGUGCAAGAUUUUUAUGAAGCUGUUUGUCUUCUAGCUUUGUGCAAGAAGUGCACAAAGUUGUGUGCGAGCAAAAAAAAAAAGAACAAGAAAGCUCUGGUAACAUUGAAGUCAUUGUUUGAUAUUCCGAAAUUUUGUUCAGAUUAUAUUUGCAUUGCAUCGCCAUGAAAUUGUUUUUAUCUCUU